UAGACCCUUAUUAAGGUCUGAAAACCUGGGAAACUUUGAUCGUCUAGUAUUCUUUAGAAUGUUGUUGAAUCACAACUCACAACGAUUCUUCUGUAAACCCAAGCGAAGGGUUCUGCUGCGACUACAUUGAAGCAAAGAAAGGCAAAGGAUGCAGAGGUUGUGCAGUAAAUUCCGUUAUCUCUCCGUUUUCUCAACCGGAAACCUCUCAUUACGCCCGGCCUCCCAUCGUCUCCUCCAUUCCCUUCCCCUGCUUCACGAUCCAGUCUCAUUACCCGCAAACAGAACCAUCUUUAAUCCCCUCUUUCACAAUGUUCCUCCACGAACACUGCCCCGGAUGGUGGACCUAGGGUUUCGUCCUUCUUCUGUCGCCGUUGUGUUAAAUCAAAGGCGCCAUUUUUCGUCGAAGGAGAGGAAGAGAAAGCCGGUAACUCCUGCUACGUCUAAGUUGAAGAAGAUUAAGAUGAAGUCCUACUCGUCCUUUAAGUACAGAUUCAAAACAUUGAACAAUGGGCAGAUUCGGCGAUGGAGGGCAGGGAAGCGACACAAUGCCCAUUUGAAGAUUCAGCAUGGGUAGACAAUUAGACAAUCGGUGUAAUGAAUCAGUAUAGAAUUGGAUGUUUAUACACUUUUAACUGUAAUGGUAAGAAUCCAACCUCAUUGCUCUUUUGGUUCUUCCAAAGUUAUAAAUUUACCAUGCCUCUUUCUGGUACUUACUUUUGUUAGAACUUCACUACCAAAUCAAAAAUAGAUCAUUGAAUCACCACUCAACAAGUUAUCAAGACAUCCAAUCCAGACUGAAAAGACUAUACUCUGCAUGAAAUUCAUGCACUUCAAAGUUCAAAUUUUAUUCUUUAUUUGCAUCAUUAUGGGAGUUGUGACAAAUUCUUUCUGGGCUUUGAUUUUCUUAAAAUUCUUCGAACUUUGGUGAUUGAUCCUGUGAUCCAUCAAAAAAAAAAAAAUUUAGCAACUUAUUAUCCUUAUCCAAUUCUUUAUGCCCUCUAUAUGCGUGUGGUACCAACAUCCUUUCCUUCUUUUGGCUAGUGAAUGGGCCUCACAACAUAUCCCUGCCCAAAACCCAACAUCCUUUCCUUCUUUUGGAUCCCAGAUCUCUGCUACAACAGCCAGAGAAUUUACCAGCAAGCUAGUUAGCACCUUCCAACAUCAUAUUUUGCAUGACUUCUAGUUUGUGACUUGUCUAUGAUGGACCCUAAAAUCUCUUGCAUAAUUUUUAUUUUAGACAUGCCACUAAGUUCCUUGUAUAGAUCUUUUAUUGCUUCACUUCUAUUCCUUCCACUUCCCCACUUCUUUACAUGUAUUCUCAUAAAUAUAUAAUGUUUUCAUUAUCAAAAUAAGGCAUUGGUCUCUCAGACCCAUAGGAAAGGGACCUUUCAAUUUUGUACUUCUUCAGAGAUGUAUUACAGGACUAUAAGUGUUCAUUGCACUGAUAAAUUCUGCUUGUAGCAGUAAUUUUUGGAUCAUAAAAUUCUGUUCCAUUCUCAAAUCUUCUCAUUUUCUUUUAUUAGUUGUCUUCUCUUUUCUGUCAUACCUAUUCUUUUGAUUCGGACACAAUAUAGUAUAUAAAGAUAUCUGCAAAUAUAUUAGACUAUGCAAUUCAUUUUUAUAUUUCAAAGCAAUUCAUAUGCCUUGUUCUUCUCUGCACAUGUAAUUAUCAAAUGCAGUAAGUUCCCAGUGUAGGUAGGUAAUUUAUCAUAGCAUUUUAAUAAUUAUGUAAGCAUAGAGACAAAAUAUUUUUUAUGUUGAUUCUUAUCUCUCUUACUAUUGGUAUCAUUCUUCAAUCCUUGCAAAUAGCUAAAUAAGAGCCACUAAAACAAAUUUAAAUCAAAGUAAUGCCAGAUUUGAGUUUUCCCCCUCUGUUAGGUGAUUGUGAUGCAAUAGGACCCACAAACUAUAUUCUAGAGGUGAAGACUUGAGUAUCAGUCUAUCAGAGAAGUUACAUUAGACGUACUUAAAAGGAAAAAGAAUAAAAGGAAACACAACAUUUUGGAUCAUUAAUUGCCCUUUCCCUUUAGUGGUAAUGUUUCUUUUAUAAUAAAAGCUGUAACUUAUUAAGAGACUGGCAGGCAGUUGCUAGCUCUCAUAGCUCAAGAUCACCAAGGAUAGUUCAGUGGUUCCCACCAACAGAUGGAAGGCUUAAAUUAAACUUCGAUGACUGCUGUUUGGGAAAUCCAGGAGAGUCAGGAGUUGGGAGCGUAGUGAGAGAUGAAACUGGUAAUAUCCCUUCUUAGUUUCUCAGGUCCAAUUGAACAUGGGAUCUCUCUUAGGCUGUUGGCAGUCAUACAAGGGUUGGAACUUUUAAGGUUAAAGGGGUGGAAAGAAGUGGACAUUGAGGGAGAUUGCCACGGUUAUUUAUUGGCUGAAGAACAGAGAAGAAACUCCUUGGAGGAUGAGGCCUUUGGAAAGACAGGCACUAACCCUAGGGGAUCCCUUGAACACCUUAUUAAUUGGGGUUGCCCAGGGCGAGGUUGUAAUUUGUAACUUGUUAGUCUAUAGUCUUUCUUUUUCUUCUUUAUUUUUGCUUAGCUUCAUCUUUGUACUUGGCCUCUUGUUUCUUUAGGGCUGGUCUGAUUUAUUCUGGGUUUUUUCAGAUCCUUAAUGAAUGGUUUUUACUUGUUACUUGUCAAUAAAUAAAUAAAAGCUGUAAUUUUCUGGAUAAUUAUCUAUUUCAGAUUUGGUAGAAUCUGCAUCUAAAAGCUAUUUGCAACAUCUAGGAAAUCCACUUUUAUGCUAUGUAAAUAUCUCAUUGUUUUGGACCUACAAACAUUGUCAAAGGUCAUUUAUAAUGCUGACAACUGAAAGUAGGGCUUUACUGUUUGGUGUUAUUACUAAGUGCACAUAAAAAAUAUAUUUAUGCAUUGAACUUAUUAUUUUUGUUAUUUAGACCUAUGGCUCUUAUAAGAACUUUUUUUUUUGAAACCUUUCUUGCAAGAGGAUCUACUAAAUUGCUUAUCUUGGAAUCCACCUUAGUUCAAGCCUGUUGCAAGAGCUUUGGCUUUUCCAAGUAAGAACCUAGGGUCCAUGGAACUUCUAUGCUGAAGUGAAGGAUAACCAAUUGAUAAAUACUUGACAGUCAGGCAAUCCCCUUCAACUAUCAUGUUGGACCAUCCUGAUGAAGAAGCUUGUUCUUUUUAAUUUUUUUUCCUUGAAGGAAUACCAUCACCGAAAAUUCUGGCUUUAAAGGUAUCGCUUCACCACCUGGGCUGGAGUAUCUAAGAUUCUAAGUAUUUCCCUUGUGAUUUCUAAAAUACCCUCAAUUCUAGAGGUUGCAGGAUCUCCCUCAGACAGCAACCAUCAAAGUGUAACUUCCUCUGAGUCACCACUCCAACGCAGGUUGUUGUCUUCUAGUGAAAUGGAGUCCAUUGAAUCCCCUUUAAAGUCCUCUGUCAUUGCCCAAUGUGUGGCUCUCACCAUGAUAAGGCCAUUAAUAAAUUGAAUUUUGACGGCAGCAGCGAAGGAAACCCCGGCCCUUCAUGUAUAGGAGGAGUGUUCAGGGAUGAAGAAGGUCGAAUUAUGGCCAUGUUUUCAGGGCCUAUAGGUUGGGGGGAUUCUCUGAGAGCUGAAAUUUCAGCAGUAUUAGAAGGAAUAAAAAGAGCCAAACAGCUGAACAUUAUGAAGCUGCUGGUGGAGGGUGAUUCUAAACUGGCUGCAGAAGGAAGAGGCUAGUUUAUGGAAGUUCUCGAAUGAAAAAAAGAAAAUUUACCAGCUCACUCAAGACAUGCAAAUUCAGUUUCAGUGGUCCAAGAGGAGUGCCAAUUCUUUUGCAGAUUAUCUAGCUAAACAAGGGGUGGGAAGAACUAGUUUCUUUUGGGCUGUAUUGUAAUGUGAUGUUUUAUUUUUAGGGUGGGGUAAGAGAUUUUACCCCCCCUUCUUGUUGUAUCUUUUCCAUCUCCUUUUAUUAAUAAAAGUUUCUGUUAUUGAUCAAAAAAUAAUAAUUUAUAGGCCAUUAAUAAUUUGGUACAAUGCCACA
Messenger RNA from Nelumbo nucifera (sacred lotus), 3985 nucleotides. Lineage: Eukaryota; Viridiplantae; Streptophyta; Magnoliopsida; Proteales; Nelumbonaceae. The record is from RefSeq and is a predicted model, not a curated record.